Molecule: messenger RNA, 955 nt
Organism: Hibiscus syriacus
Lineage: Eukaryota; Viridiplantae; Streptophyta; Magnoliopsida; Malvales; Malvaceae
Product: elongator complex protein 6-like
Exons: 6
Coding region: 57-818 (253 amino acids)
Biological process (GO): tRNA wobble uridine modification
Cellular component (GO): elongator holoenzyme complex
Source: RefSeq, a predicted model, not a curated record
AAACCCCUAGAAACCCUAACGUGUCUCCCUCUAAAAAUCAAAAUUUCCCAAAUACAAUGAACCAGAGAUCUUCGAACCUACUCGAUGAGGCCUUGGGGCUAGACCAGGCCAUCGAGCCAUGGCCUCUAAGGGGUCGAGUAGUGGCUAUAGAAGACCGAGUCGAGACCAGUGGCUCAUUCGUUCUUCACCAUCUACUUAAACGCUCUCUUUCUCCAAAUUCCUCAAAUGUUUCCGUCCUCAUCGCUUUCUCUCAGCCUUUCUCUCAUUACGAUCGUAUUCUUCGAAAGCUGGGAUGCAACUUGGUAUCACAAAGGGAUAAUGGUAGAUUCUUUUUCUUUGACAUGCUUAAGUUGCAGUGCACAGUUGGAGAUGAAGGAAUGACUCCGGGAGGUGGACUCAUUGCAUUGUAUGGGAAAACACAUAAAACCAUUUCAGCUUUGCCUGAGAUUAGACGGAAAAAUGUUUCCAUUAUCAUAGAUGAUUUAUCUCUUAUGGAGGUGGCUGCAAAAGGAUCUUCAGAUUAUGUCUUAGAUUUCUUGCAUUAUUGUCGCACUCUAACAUCUGAGUUUAACUGUUCAUUAAUCACACUCAACCAUGAGGAUAUUUAUUCGAUUGAAGAUGGAUGUACAUUUUUGUUACAAAUGGAGUACCAUACAGACAUUUUGAUAAAGGUGGAGCCUUUGGCUACCGGUUUAGCAGCCGAUGUGCAUGGACAGUUGACAGUAUCAAAUAAGGGUAGGAACAAGGCUAGUAAUUUCCACUUCAAGGUCAAGGAAAACGUCGUUGAAUGUUUCUACCCUGGACGAAACCGAGAUUGACGGGGUAUGAAACAAAGGAAACCUUAGAUUGUAACAAAGAAGAGAUUGUGAAUUGUUUGUUGCAUAAACAAAACCAAUUGAACUGAUAUAAGAAAGUUCCCCCCUUUUUUGGGAAAAUGAAGUUCAUCCCUUUUGUU